Molecule: messenger RNA, 2442 nt
Organism: Ornithodoros turicata
Lineage: Eukaryota; Metazoa; Arthropoda; Arachnida; Ixodida; Argasidae
Product: endothelin-converting enzyme 1-like
Exons: 3
Coding region: 259-2283 (674 amino acids)
Biological process (GO): protein processing
Cellular component (GO): plasma membrane
Molecular function (GO): metalloendopeptidase activity
Source: RefSeq, a predicted model, not a curated record
GAUUAUUUUGCCGCACCUCGUAGAAGCAGCAGCAGCAGAAGAAUGUGCGUUGUGCAGAAGAAGAACGAGUAGAAAUUAGAAGUGGAAGAAGAAGUGUUCCAUCGGGGCCUUGCAAUCGUUUGCCGUUGCCUCGCCUCCUGUGCCAAAGGCCUGCGGUGCCAUAUCGUACCGAAAGAACAGCGCCCAUCGAUUCGACAUCCGAAAGCUCAGUGUGCUGAUUUCAGCUAACCCAGAAAACGUCUACAGCAUCACAAAAGCAUGGCACAGGAAGGAGCCCAUCAUCGUGGCCCAGGUGCUGAAGAAGCCAUGCCCGGCACGGCUGUUGCGGAAGCUGGAGAUCGACGAAAGCUGAUGAUGGCAGCAGGGAUUUCUAUCUGUCUCGUUUUUUUUGUGAUAGCAAUUAUCGUUAUAGUCCUGAAACUUCACCAGGAAUCGUCGGGAAAGAAGGAAGACGGCUCUAAAGAAGAUGGCUUCUGCACUAAGGCUGAAUGUGAACAGUACGGAUAUUUUCUAAGCUCCUCCCUCGACUCAUCCGUAGAUCCCUGCGACGAUUUCUACGGAUUUGUCUGCAGCGGCUGGGACAAAGGACAUGAGAAAAGUGUUUUCUACGAACACCGUCGAAAUCAUCUAGUGGGUAUUGCGGAAACAGCAGAAACGGCUAAUGUACCAGAAACUGGCCAGAACGCAGUGCAAAAAGCUGCGAAGUACUAUCAGACCUGCAUUGAAAUCGCUAUGGGAAAGAGGUCAGAAACGCAACAGUUUAUUCAGAUGCUUCGAGCCGGUAAUGUCACCUGGCCCUUAGAAGCAGGAACCAAAGAUUUGCUCGCCGUAAUGGCUUAUGCACAGAUACACUGGGACUCCGCUCCUAUUCUCGAGUUUUCCAAAUCUCUGUUACCAAACGGCACGAUAGUAGUGAACAUUACACAAGGGUCGUUUACCUUCGUAUGGGAAGACAUUCGGCAGGACCUGAUCGCGAAAGGCAAAUACGACGACUAUUUUAAAAAAUCGUACGAACUCUUGCAGCGACCAGUACCGGACGACAAAGUUUUCAAUGAGACUUUGGGCUACGAGAAUCAGAUCAUGGAUAUUCUUUUACCCAGUAUGGAAUUCGAAGAAAUAGAACUUGUGUCUGAUGAAGAAUUUAAAAAUUAUCCCAAUAUACUUGAGUACGCAAGAUGGCGCAGGCUGUUCAAUGACGUUUUGGGGAUUCCCGAGCAGGCUUCAAUAGCAAUAUCACUGGAUACUUUACCUUACUUUCAAGCGGUGAACAAUGCAACACUGAAACUCUCGGAGGUUACAAUCGAGCAGUUCUUGGAAUGGGGCAUCAUAUUCGAGAUCGGUCAUCUGUUUAUGCCCGGUAUGGCUGAAUUAAUGUACGAGUCCCAUGAAAAAGCGGCAGACACAGCCAGAUAUCGGUGCCUUCUUCAUGUGGAGACGUAUAUGGGUACAGCUCUUGUCACGCCGUAUCUUAGCUCUAUCUUAGUUCAAGACGUGCUGAAGCAAGUCAAAACCUUGUUCAAGAGUGUCGUUGAGGUUAUACGAACAGAACUUCAGUUCGACUACGAGAAACACAUGGAACAGCAAAACUACACUGAAAUCUUUGACGGAUAUGAUCAUGUGAAACCAACAUCAGAGCUAGACAAGAAGUACAGCUCUUACCCUGACAUGGAUAAACUGUUCACGAAUAACCUCCUCAACGUCAUCGCUGCCUGGAGAAAAAACCCGGAUGGAGAGAUACCGUUCCUGCAAGAGUGGAAUUACUACAAUAUCUAUGAUGACAACACGGGUCGUUUUAUUGUUUUACCAUUUGUGAAUAAAGCACCCAUCUAUUCCGCUGUACUCCCCAAAAAUAUACAGUUAGCGGCUCUUGGAUCCCUUAUGUUAUCUGGCGUUAUGAAGGACUUGCUCCUCAACGCUGUCCAGGAACUGAGCGAACCCAAUCGCAAGAAGCUCACCGACGCACAACGCUGCGUAGAAAGUGAGGUCCAGCCUUCAUUUGAGAAAGACUUCAGAGUGUACGAGUCCAUUGCUAUGCAGUAUUUGAAAGCGGCAUAUGACAGCAUUGGCGCUAAGGAUAGCGAGGGCCUCGCCAAGGACAUGUCCAAGUAUUCAAAGCUUCAACAGAUGCUAAUAUCAAUGUGCUAUAUUCGUUGUACGGGGUCAGGCGAAACCAGAAAAGAUGCAUGUAACCUUCCGAUGCAGAAUUUGAAAGAGUUCGCAUCUGCGUUCAAAUGUUCUGCUAGCAGCAAGAUGAACCCAUCCAAAAAGUGUUCCGUCGUGUAGUGUACAAGCUCCACCUGACGGAUUGUCCAUUGUCUCUAUAACAUGCUGGGACUCUAGGAUUGAAGUGUACCCGCAAUUUUUGUUCGAAAAAUCGUGUUGUGCAUGGUCCCGCAAGGCAUACGUCCCGCAAGUAUUAAAGCAAAACAUGUCCUACUAUAA